Molecule: messenger RNA, 1146 nt
Organism: Torulaspora globosa
Lineage: Eukaryota; Fungi; Ascomycota; Saccharomycetes; Saccharomycetales; Saccharomycetaceae
Gene: PPX1
Product: exopolyphosphatase
Exons: 1
Coding region: 1-1146 (381 amino acids)
Cellular component (GO): cytoplasm
Molecular function (GO): exopolyphosphatase activity
Source: RefSeq, a predicted model, not a curated record
AUGACGAAGUCUAUUGGCAGUUUUUUGGCCCAUCUGAGAAAUACCCAUAGCAAGCAAUUACCCAAGUCUAAUGUGUUGAAAGUGGUCUAUGGCAACCAGUCCGCUGACUUCGAUUCGGUGAUGUCUGCUUUGGCUUACGCCUAUUGCAGCUAUCAGAGGAAUCCAGAUGACAUCUUAGUUCCCAUAAUUGGCAUUUCUAGACAGGAACUUUCGCUACGAAGGGACGUUACUCGUGCGUUGGCUAGGGUCAAUGUGGAAGAAGACCAUUUGUUCUUCCUUGAAGAUAUGAGAUUGCUCAAGGAAAAAUACCACCUGAUUAAGGCUGUACUUGUCGACCAUAACCAGUUGGAACCUGGCGCAAAGGACUACGUUGAUCAGGUUGUUGGCGUGAUUGAUCAUCACAAGGAUGCGGGGCUGUACCCUGAGGUCGAACCAAGGAUAAUUAGAACAGCUGGCAGCUGCUCGUCGCUGGUUAUCAAUUACUGGCGCAAGAAAGUAAACGAUCCCAGUGUGAUCAAGGAUGCGGCACUGCUUUGCUUGGGGGCAGGUAUUAUAGACACCUCGAACUUUACGCAUAGGGUCGAGGAUCCAGAUCUGCAAGCUUUCCAAUUCUACAGAGCGCUCUUUCCUGAAAUUGACACAGACUCGUUGUACAAGCAGAUCAGAUAUGAUAAAGAUGAUCUUGAUGGCAUGUCUAUCGCAGAAAUACUUAAGAAAGACUAUAAAGAAUUCGAUUUUAGAGCGCUCGAUGGUAAGCAUUUGAAAGUAGGCAUAGCUUCAGCCGUCAAGCCGUUGUCGUGGUUCUAUCAAACAUUUAAUGGCGAAUCUACCUUCCAGCAGGAAUGUUACGAAGUACAAAAGCAGAAAAAUGUGGAUGUAUUCAUCGUGAUGACUGCCUGGAUGAAUGGAUCACAGUUUGAACGUGAGCUGGUAAUCUUGUCACCUCUGCAGGAAACUUGUCAAGCGAUUCUCGCUGGCAUUUCGAGAAAACUGGAUCUUGAGGAGAAAACUUUGACCUCCUUCAGUGCAAAGAGUCCCAUGGCUUUCAAGGCCUUCCAACAACGCAAUAUCUCAGCAAGCAGGAAACAAGUCGCACCAUAUGUAAAAGACGCCAUUGAAAGAAGUUACUUUGCAAAGGUCGCAUAA